AUGGGUUUAACGUCGUUUCAAGUCUGUAUGGAUUCGUCUGAUUGGUUUCAGGGCACAAUUCAGGAGGAAACAGGAAUGGAUUCAUCGUCACCUUCAGGAAUCACUGAUCCCAUGCUUGCAUGCUCUCGGCCAUUAAUGGAGAGAAGGUUAAGACCACAACAUGAUCAAGCUCUCAAAUGCCCACGUUGUGAUUCCGCCCACACCAAAUUCUGCUACUACAAUAACUACUCCUUAACCCAACCUCGUUAUUUCUGCAAAACCUGCCGCCGGUACUGGACCAAAGGUGGCACUCUUCGUAAUAUUCCGGUGGGUGGUGGUUGCCGGAAAAACAAGAAAGUCUCUUCUAGUUCCAAGAAAACCAGUUCCGCCACCGCGAAUAACAGCAACGAUAAUACCCUCCACCACCACCACCAGGAUCAUCACCAACAGAAUGUUAACACACAUUUGAUUAACCCUAACGCUAACCCUAACCCCAAUCCUAACCACCACCAUCAUCCAUUGAUCAUGAACUCGAAUGAUCUCCAAUUAUCGUACCCGGAAUCGUCGAUGCAGUUUUCGGGACCUAACUUGUUUGGAAUCGGUUCUUCAACGAACAAUAUCCCGAGUUUCAUGUUUGAAAAUCUGAAUAGUACGGCAACCAGGGCUAUAGAUUUCAUGGAGAAUAAUGGUGGUGGUGGGAAUCAGUUUAUGGGUAUGAUGGGGAGUAACGGUGGUUACGCGGCGGAGAUGGGUGGUGGGAAUGUGUUGACGGCGAAUUACCAUGGUGGGAAUCUUUGUUCACCUUUCGGAGGGAUGACUCUCGAUUCGAUUAACAACAGUUUCAUGGAGAGAGGAUUGAUUGCAUAUGACCAAGGAAAUGAUGUGAAUGAUGAUACAAUUAGUGGACUUGAUGUUAAACCAAAGCUUUUGGCUUUAGAAUGGCAAGAUCAAACUGGUUGUUCUUCUGAUCACCACCACGUCCACGGCGGUUCGGCAAGUUCCGGUGGCGGAGGUAAUGGUGGAAGUGGUGGUGGAUACUUAACGGGUCUUGGGUCAUCAUGGGGUGGUCUAAUGAAUGGUUAUGGACCAUCCACGACGAACCCAUUAGUCUAGGAUCCAUGUGGGUUCGAACCAUUGGUUGGAUGGCUAAGGCUAGCUAGGGUUCGACCUUUUCAAGAUGAUGAUGAUGGCUUGAUUAACAAAGCUUUUGAGUGUGAAAUGGAGACUAAAAAUGGGUGCUUUGGUGGAAUUUGGAUCUUGUUUUU
This is a messenger RNA of Cynara cardunculus var. scolymus (artichoke), 1244 nucleotides long. RefSeq names its product dof zinc finger protein DOF5.6. Gene Ontology annotation, molecular function: DNA binding; DNA-binding transcription factor activity. Gene Ontology annotation, biological process: regulation of DNA-templated transcription. NCBI's taxonomy places the organism in Eukaryota, Viridiplantae, Streptophyta, Magnoliopsida, Asterales, Asteraceae. Bases 1 to 1092 code for a protein of 363 amino acids. The transcript has 2 exons. The record is from RefSeq and is a predicted model, not a curated record.